Messenger RNA from Lates calcarifer (barramundi perch), 3858 nucleotides. RefSeq names its product G protein-coupled receptor 75 (gene gpr75). Bases 586 to 2229 code for a protein of 547 amino acids. Lineage: Eukaryota; Metazoa; Chordata; Actinopteri; Centropomidae. The transcript is spliced from 2 exons. Gene Ontology annotation, cellular component: membrane. The record is from RefSeq and is a predicted model, not a curated record. Gene Ontology annotation, molecular function: C-C chemokine receptor activity. Gene Ontology annotation, biological process: G protein-coupled receptor signaling pathway.
CGGUCGCUUUCAAAUCUUGAAACAGUGAAAUCAACACUGUGGAGAAAUUGCCUUUCUUACUGUUUAAUCAUUACAAACAGGAACAGGUGAGGUUAGUUUUUAUAGAUGGACUACUUUAAUGCAGUGGUUACGCUCAUGACCACAUACGUAGGCAGUGACUUCAUACUCAUUUUUCAGUGCAAGUCCAGCGGCCGCCGCUCCUGUGUAAGAACGGAUACAUCGCCAAGAAAACGAAUAUACUGUCAUCUAGUAGCGCCGUAUAAAAAUACAGACAUGUAAGGAAACGUAUUUUAUGUCUGUGUUUGUUAAUAGACUGCUCUGUUUCGGAUGAGCCGCGGUUGAAUUACGUUUUUCUCCCCCAAAGACUCCGUGCGUUCACUUACUAUCAUACUGCUUUAAAAUGAAGGUGGGCUGUAUCAGAUAAUGAUGAUGAUGAUGGACACACGAUCGAUUACAGAAGCACUCCACCAAGGUGGCUGCAAUGGCAGAGGCAGCAGAUACUGUGAUCAUCAUGUACUCCUUCCAUACAGCUGAAUAAUGUUGAAAUUGAUGACUGUGGGACCCUUAUAAAUUGUUAGAAAUACAAUGAACUCCACUGUUACACCAUCAGACCUGGUGGAUGUGCCAAGACAUCAGACCCUCAAUGGCACCCUGGGCACACAGACCCCGUCAGGUUGGGCUGUGAUUCACACCGCAACCUUGACCUUUUGCUCUCUGCUCCUCAUCUUCAUCUUCUGCCUGGGCUCUUACGGCAAUCUCGUGGUGUUUCUGUCAUUUUUCGACCCGGCGUUUCGCAAAUUCCGGACCAACUUUGACUUCAUGAUCCUCAACCUAUCCUUCUGUGACUUAUUCAUUUGCUGUGUGACUGCUCCCAUGUUUGCCCUGGUGCUCUUCUUGGAUGCAGGUGGAGGGGAUGGUGUAUCAAAGAGUUUCUGCUUUGCCUUCCACUUGACCAGCUCGGGUUUCAUCAUCAUGUCCCUGGAGACGGUGGCUGUCAUUGCUUUGCACAGACUGCGAAUGGUUUUGGGGCAGCAGCCCAACCGCACCGCCUCCUUACCCCGCACACUGGCCCUCACUGCCCUGCUGUGGACAUCCAGCUUCACCAUGGCUGCCCUCCUUACUAUGCGAGCAUACCCACGCAGAGAUGGACCCUGCCUGCCCCACUUUGGCCUGGGAGGUGGUCAGGCCAGGGUUGUGUUGUAUGUCUACCUGGCAGACUUUGCCUUUUGUGUAGCUGUGGUGUCUGUAUCCUAUCUGAUGAUUGCUCAAACACUGAGGAAGAAUGCACAAGUGAGGAAAUGUCCCAUCAUUUCGGUAGAUGCCACAUGCCCUCCACCCCCGCCACCUCUCAUUGCAGCAGGCUUUGAGAGCAUGCAGUGUGCUGUUCAAGGCCCCUCUCUCUACCGUAACCAGACUUACAACAAACUGCAGAAUGUUCAGACACACUCGUAUGCCAACAGGACCAGCCAGCCUCUGGUUCCAGGGGCUGCGCAAGGAGCCACCUGCUGUCAGCUGGUGUCUACAGUUAACUUGGCCACAGCCAAAGACUCUAAGGCAGUUGUCACUUGUGUUGUUAUAGUGUUCUCUGUGUUGCUCUGUUGCUUGCCAAUGGGAGUUUCACUGGCACAGGAUGUUUUGUCCCCAGAAAGUAGCUUUGCACAUUACCAGUAUGAACUGUGCGGCUUUGUGCUAAUUUUUCUCAAGUCGGGCAUCAAUCCCUUUGUGUACUCACGCAACAGCGCAGGCCUCCGCCGUCGUGUGCUGUGCUGCAUUCAGUGGGCGGCGCUGGGCUUACUCUGUUGCAAGCAAAAGACUCGCCUGCAUGCGAUGGGGAAGGGCAGCCUGGAAGUCAAUCGCAAUAAAUCCUCCCAUCAUGAGACCAACUCAGCCUAUGUACUGUCACCCAAGCCACAGAGGAGGCUGGUGGACCAGGCUUGUGGGCCCAGUCACUCCAGGGACUGUGCUGGUAGUCCAAGGGCCACAGGUGUGCGCAAACCUCGCCCUCCCAGUACCUCUACACCUAUCAACACCCGCAUUGAGCCCUACUACAGUAUAUACAACAGUAGUCCCUCUGCAGGGCCCAGCUCCCCCACCAGCCUGCAGCCUGUCAGCUCUCAGACAUUUGCCUUUGCCAAGUCAUAUGUAGCCAUGCACUAUCACACUCACCAGGACGCACUACAAGACUUUGAAAGCACCUCAGUGCACCAGAUUCCCAUCCCCUCGGUCUAAUCAAAGAGCUGCCAAACAGACAGUUUUGCCAUGGCUUUAAAUCAAAUGUGAACACAGCCCGUUUUAUGUAUUUGGGAUCAGUAUUAAUCUCUUGUUCUCUUUUACAGUGGAAGUGCAUGUUAAGUUUUCUUGAGUGGAAAAAUCAAAGAACCAGUCAUAAGCUUUGCCGUGGAAACUAAAAACAAGCAAGAGAUUUGUAAUGAAAGUGUUUGUUCCAAAAAGUUAUUCACCGUUAUUGAAUGACCUUACUUUUUUCUUUUACAGAUGCUGCAUUUUCACAUAAAUGUGCCCCUGUGUUGCACGCACACGUGCCAUUUAUAACCCAAGACUGUAGUUUUUCAUUGCAGCCCACAGACUGCAGCUGCUGGUUUCUCUGCUGCCUCCUCUCUGGCUGAAGUUGCUGAGCUCUGACAUCAGCUGUUGUAGUGUGGAGCUGCUGUGAAACCCAGCACAGGCCCACACAUGGCUGUCGACGGCAUGUGGUUGCACUUUGAUGGAUUUUUGCUUCUUAAGAAAAAUGUAUUUGUGAACCUCAUAAACUUUUUAAAACAAUAAAUGUUUGGCAAGUGCAGUGGAUCUGUGCUAUCACUGUUUAAUUGGCAUUUUAUGGCUCUCCACAAAUACUAUAUUUUUUUCUUCUUAUAUUUGUUUUCAUAUGAAGGCAUUUGAACUGCAAAUCUGCCUUAGAAAGUAUUUCAGAAUAUAUUCAUGUUUAGAUUUUUUUAGAAGUGUCGACCUGGUAUUUUUUACUUGAUGUAGUGAAGUUGCAGAUGAAGCUUUGCAGAGUUUCACAAACCCUCAGCUCAGAGACAGUGUGCUCUUUCUUAAAACAAAAAAUGACUGAUGUUGAUGAUUGGGGAUAUAAAUAACUGAAGUGGCUACUGUUCAACACCUCAGUGUAAAUAUGACUUCGAAUUUCAAUGAUUCAGGUCCAGUUGUUUAAAUGAGAAAAAGGGUUUUUCAAGUGAAGAAAAUAUGACAUGCAUAGCAUUAGCACCCUCUGGUGGUCAUACAUUUACCAUAGCAACUUACUCAAGUGGAUGUCCUUCAGAUGUCUGUGUUUUUAAAAAGUGAGGUUACUUAAUAAAAAUUCAAAAUAAAAAUUAUAUUUCUGAAUCAUGACAAUGAACUGAAUAUCUCCAUAAUUAUCAAGCAAAGACAUUUGUUGCUAAAAUGUACUUAUCCUAGAGAAGUCUAUUUUUUCGUUUGGUAAUUCAAUAUUCUUAAUGAGCUUUCAUGUUUUAGUUUUAUUUUUUCUUGCAAAUGCAUUGGUUUUUAUUUCCGUGAUACAGCAGUGAUCAGGAUCCCAGUGUGCAUUUUCAUACAACCACAGAAUACCUCUUAUGGGAGCCCAAGGACAUUCGGUAUAUCCUACAAACUUAUAUCAAAUUUUAAUCAACCACACACUUCUGUUGCUAUUCCACAACAUCUUCUAAUGCAUAAGUUACACUCACUCAUCCUGUAAAUCAACACAGCAAACAUUCAAACUGCUCCAAAAAAAAAAAAAAAAAACUUUUUCAGACCUACUUUUUCUCAUAUCUACAAGUGCCACAGUCAAACAGCUACUCAAUUCAUAUCGCACACACGCGCAAGCACACACACACACACACACACACACACACAAAUACA